Molecule: messenger RNA, 942 nt
Organism: Perognathus longimembris pacificus (Pacific pocket mouse)
Lineage: Eukaryota; Metazoa; Chordata; Mammalia; Rodentia; Heteromyidae
Product: olfactory receptor 150-like
Exons: 1
Coding region: 7-942 (311 amino acids)
Biological process (GO): sensory perception of smell; G protein-coupled receptor signaling pathway
Cellular component (GO): membrane
Molecular function (GO): odorant binding; G protein-coupled receptor activity; olfactory receptor activity
Source: RefSeq, a predicted model, not a curated record
GACAAAAUGGCAGAAGGAAAUCACUCCCUAGUGACUGAGUUCGUCCUGGCUGGGUUGACAGAGAAGCCAGAGCUGCAGCUGCCCCUCUUCCUCCUCUUCCUGGGGAUCUACGUGGUCACGGUGCUGGGGAACCUGGGCAUGAUGGCCCUGAUCGGACUCAGCUCUCACCUACACACCCCCAUGUACUACUUCCUCUGCAGCCUCUCCUUCAUUGACUUCUGUCAGUCCACCACCAUAACCCCAAAAAUGCUGGGGAACUUUGUGACAGAGAAGAACACCAUCUCCUAUGCCGAGUGCCUGGCUCAGCUGUAUUUCUUCUGUUUCUUCAUUAUCGCCGAGUGCCACAUGCUGGCCGCCAUGGCCUAUGACCGCUACGUGGCCAUCUGUAAUCCCUUGCUCUACCAUGCCACCAUGUCACAUGGAGUCUGCUCCUGGAUGGUGGCUGGCGUGUGUGGUAUGGGAUUGAUUGGUGCCACGGCUCACACUGUCUGCAUGCUGAGGGUGAUUUUCUGCAAAGCUGACAUAAUAAACCAUUACUUCUGUGAUCUUUUUCCAUUACUGGAGCUCUCCUGCUCUAGCACAUUUGUCAAUGAGGUAGUGGUCCUGUGUUUCAGCACAUUUAAUAUCAUGGUCCCCAGCCUCACCAUCGUGGGCUCCUACGUCUUCAUCAUUGCCAGCAUCCUGCGCAUCCGCUCCACGCAGGGCAGGGCCAAGGCCUUCAGCACCUGCAGCUCCCAUGCCUCUGCUGUUGCUCUCUUUUUUGGUUCUGCUGCCUUCAUGUACCUGCAGCCAUCCUCAGUCAGCUCCAUGGACCAAGGGAAAGUGUCCUCUGUGUUUUACACCAUUAUUGUGCCUAUGUUGAACCCCAUGAUCUACAGCCUGAGAAAUAAGGAUGUCAAAAUUGCCCUCAGUAAGUUCCUGGAAAGGAAAGGUUUGGUAUGA